This is a messenger RNA of Macrosiphum euphorbiae (potato aphid), 921 nucleotides long. The record is from the annotation of a GenBank genome assembly. NCBI's taxonomy places the organism in Eukaryota, Metazoa, Arthropoda, Insecta, Hemiptera, Aphididae.
AUGGAGUGGUGCAACGUAGACUGCAUUCAGUUGAUCCAAGAGUAUCAACAAGAAGAAGUAUUGUGGAAUCCAAAACACGCAUUCUAUUUCUCUAAAACCAAAAAACAAGAUGCGUGGGAAGAAAUAGGUAAAAAGCUCAACAAAAAUCCCGAAGAAGUUAAAAAAAAAGCAUUAAGUCUAUUAGGAUCUUAUCGCCGAGAAAAGGCCAAAGGGAAGAAGACCAUGGGGACUGGUACAGGACGAAAAGACGUUUAUGUUUCCAAGUGGUUUGCCUUUGAGGCUUUUCAGUUUUUGCUAGAUCGAGAUGAUCCUCGACCAACUCUCAGUACAGAUAACGAAGAUGUUUUAAACGAGUCGGGAGAUGUGCAUGACAGUGGCGACUUACCAGAAUGUGAAUUAACUCAACAAGAACAAGAAAUUAACCCUGAAUCGUUCUCUAUUCCUGAACAACCAACAAGAAAAAAAAAAAAGACUCAAGUAUCGGAUAAAUGCAUAGAGGAUGCUAUUGAGAUUUUAAAACGACCUUAUCCAACUCUCUCUACACCUGAUGAUUGGUCAGUUUAUGGACAGCAUCAUGCGAAUAAACUUCGCAAAUAUACCCCCCACGCUAGUUCCAUUGUCCAACAUUAUUUUAAUAAUAUAUUAUUUGAAGCCGACAUGGGAAAAUUUGAUCUACCUAAUAGCCAUGUACUUCAACAACCUCAAUAUCCAAAUUUCAACUCCUAUUCAACACCAUCUGCAACAUUUUCUCAAAGCUCUCCAUUGUCAUCAACAACAUCUCCUUAUCACUAUACGCCCGUCACUUCAUUGUCUCCAAAUGAACCACUUCACGAGUUUCAUUCACCAGUACCUCAAACGGCUCAAACUCAUGACUCAGGACUGUACAACCAUACUGAAACUCAGCCAAACUCAUUUCCCUAA